UGUCUUUCUUCUCACUAUUGUAUUUGAAACAAAUAUUUAUUCGUUAUUUAUAGUCAGUGUGCUUGCAUUUCACAACAGUCUGCAAGAACUUUAUUCCGUGGGCUAAUCUUAAUCUUCAGUUUACUCUUCAAACUGAAUGCUUCUGAUGUGAGGCUUCUUGACAGGAAGCAUGACCUCAUUCUGCCUCUGUGCUUCUGAUUGCAUGGGCUGUUUUCAAAAGGAAACAAGGGACUUCAUAGGCCUGCCUUUCCAAAGACUCAAUGCCAUUCUGCUCCAGGAAGCUGCGGAAAGAACACCCUACACACACGUCUCAAAGGCUCUGGUGUUGAUGAGAAAGUUUUUGCCAUACAUUUGUUCAUAGUGAAAUGGAUUUUCCAGACAAUCUAUAUUACUUGUUAUCCCAGAGUAUAUGAACCAGUGUUUUUCAAGAUGUAUGGAAUAUCACAUGUUACAUCGACACCACGAGCAAGUUCAACAGCAUUUGAUGGAAAACACAGACACAGCCUCUCAGAACAUAUUUUUCGAAGUUAUGCUUGCACCUUUCUGGAUGAUGGCGCUGCCUACGGGUGCUGUUCCACAAGCCCUUUGGGAGGCUCCCUCUUCACAUGUCGCCGCAGCCCUCGGCUGCUUUCCAAUGGUUAUUAUGUUUUGACAGAAGACAGCUUUCUGUCUGAUGAAGAUGGCAACAUAACACUGACACCAUCCCAGACAAGCGUUACCUAUAAAGAGAAUUUAGUUCGCAUAUUCAGGCGAAGGAAGAAAAUCCGGCGCUCUCUUGCCAGCUUGUUCAGUCUAAGUGCCUCCAGCCCAUGGCUCAGCAGCACCGUUCUGAGCAGUGUGGAUUCCGCCCACAUAGACGAAUGCAGUAAACUACAGGCCAGUCAGACUGAUAUCGGCGAUUCAGAUUUUUCUUCCGAAUAUAACAUCCCAGUGCCACAGGGUCAAAUUCCAGCAUCUAUUGGAGCCUCUCUUAUUAAAGAUGAGGAGCUUUUUGAGCCUGGGAAAUCACUUUGUGCCUCACCAUACUGCUCUCAGUUUAUGAUAAAUGAAAAUGAAGAUACACUGAACAAGGCAGAAUCCAGUACAGUGCCAAAUUUUCUGGCUCAGAUUGCUGCACUGAUGGUGUGUUUAAUCAUUUCAGUAUGUACAAGGUAUUUUCUGGGAGGAUUGUCUGCCACUUUGUUGUUGAUAAUUUUAGUCUUUCUUUUGUCCCGAGAUGCUGCUCUGUCAUCUUUCUUCAGUCUUGUCAAAUCUUUCAAAACAACAAAGUUUUGGAAUAAUUGAAAAGAAAGAAUAAUUGAUUUAUUUCCCUCAGCUCUUUAGAACCAAACUACAAGAUACUUCCUUAUGGCCACCAUUACAUAAGUUCCUAUGGAAAAAAAAUAACAAUUGUUUGUGUUCUUCCUUUAAUAUACAAUUCAUUUUAGCUUUAUUUUUAUUCUGUUUUUAUUCUAUGUGAGAUUGUAUUUCUUGGUGCUCAUCUGCAAGCAGUCAUGCAAAACCAGAGAUCUCUAAUCUCUUAUGUCAAUGAGGUACUACAUAAACAUGGAGUCCUAUAAAAACUUUGAUGGUGAAUUGAUUGUAAAAGUGUUUAGCAAUCCUCAUUAAUUUUGCAUUUGCUAAGCAGCUGAUAUCUUCAAAUGCUUCAUAUAUAUUAUUUUCUUCUAAUGAUAUGCUGUUAAAGACAGUUGGUUUGGAUGGAGACUGAGUACCUGUGGUAACAUAUUUCAGAAGCAUUAUUGUAUCGUGUGCACAUUGCCUUUUGGCCAUAAUACCUUUAUCCUGAGUGCUAUAAAAAGAGGGAAAAGGAAGAAGGAAACAUAAGAAAACAUAAAAAUUAAUGGUGUCAAAUUAGUGCCUGAUUAUUAGAAGGAAGGGACUCUUCAGAAAACUGGCAAUAAGCAUGUGAAAAAGCAGAGAUGAAAUUCACUCAGUGAUGAAAUUCUACCUGGAUUCAGGUAGAAAAAAUUAAUACAAUACCUGCAGCUAUUAACUGUGCUUUGGAAACACUGAGCCUUAUUUUUCAAUUUGGUUCUUUGCCACCACAGAGACUAAUUUAUGCAUAGAUCCUGUGGGCAACCAAAAACUGCUAUCUUGCGACUCCAAGCAUUUAAUAAUCUGUUUCUUUAAACAUCUCCCUAUAUGCCAGUUUAGCUAGGACAGCAUGGAUUUCAUCUUCCCAUGCAACAGAAUGAUGAUAUGUGAGCGUGCAAUUGCCCACCAGAUCAUUCUAUAACUAGUGCUGUUUCUCAUCUGCUUGUCCUCUGCUGUGCUAAAAGUGAUGUUAGCACAGCCCCAGCUGGUACAUCAGGUGUGAAAUAGUGGCGUUGCCGAUAGGGUACAGUCAGGCUGGCAGGCACAAUGACUGGGAUUUCAAAACUGCAGCAAAAACACAUACAAUAAGGAUCCUGGUGGAGGAAUCAACAAAACUCAAACACCCUUGUCUGUCCAACUCUCUGCCUAAGCAGAGUAAUCACAUUAGAGCCAUAUUUCUAGCACCAAAAAUCCAAAGAAGGGUGGCAAUGUGGAGAAGUGUACAUCCAGUAAUUUAAAACAUACAUUUCUCUUACAAAUGGUAAAUAAAUAUAUGCUGGUUGUAUUUUGAAGUGAAGCAUAAAGAGCUCAAGCAGGGACAUUUCACCCAAAUUAGAAUUUUUGGACAGUAAUUUACAUUUGCUCAGUGCAUUACAUUGAUCUUAGGUGAAUGCAGACUGUUUGAUGUAGCAAGACCUAGUUUUAUAGUUGCAAUAAAAGGUGACAACAGAACAUUUUUUUUUCCUAAGACUUAUGCAUUCUGUAGGUAGCUAGCAUAGUAUUAUAAUGCUUAUUCUCAUAUUUACUUGUACUUAAUGCACUUUAGUACUUUAGUCCAUUUUAUUCUACUUUAUUUUCUUUAACUAUAGAGACAACUGAGGGUAUCAUUGUGUAAUAUUUAUAAAUAUUUUUUGUUACAUAUUUUAUUUCUAUAUAUUAACAGGUCCUUUACUAAAUGCAUUAGAAAAAAAAUUAAAAAAGGAUUAAAAGAUCUUUUGUGUUUAAAUAAUUUCCUGAAAGAAUAAACUGGAAGAAUAACAUCCUGUAUUGACAGAAAAGUUUAAGACUGCAACUUCCCUGCAGUUACAGAAGUGAUAUGCUGAAAAGCAGGAAAGCUUAAGCUCACUGUAAAUUAGCAGAGAUACAUGAGCAAGUGAAGAAAAAGUAGCUUGCCAAAAAUUUGGUGUAGCAUGAACAGCUAUAAUCUGUCUAUGAAAAAAUAUAAGCUGUAAACUACAAGGGUUCUGAUUAGGAGAGGGGGAAGUUCUGGAACAAUUUUGCAAUCAGUGUUCAAGGACUAAAAAUAAGAUGUGUGGGAUCUGCUAAGAGAUGCCCUCUGCAAUAUUCAUCAGCGAUGAAUUAACAAAGUUCUGUUCAGUUAUCAGACUGCUUGCGUUUUGACUGUUCCCUUCCAUAUAUUCCAAUGGACAGAAAAGUAAUUCCGAAAAGCAGUUCCCUGAAAAGCAGUACAAUAGUAUGGUACAUUCAAUCCUAUUGAAUAAUAAACUGAAGCCAAAGUUUAUCUGAUGAAAAACUGAAGAAAACAUUUUCUAGCCUAAAUUUUUAAACACAGGCUGUCAGAGGUAAUUAGUAUUUGCAACUUCUGCUAACUAGCGAAUUGAGCCUAGGAUAAUUCUGAACAGUAAUUCUAGUAAAGUAAAACCAUUUUUAAUUUGGUGAUUAAUAGAUGCGUCUACAAACAGAGAGGACUACUACAAUUUUAUUUCUGUCCUCGGUGAUUAAAUCCUUAUUCAGCUUUUUAUUUAAUUAAUAUAGCACCUUAGUUUGAAAAAAUGUAAGAGGAGAAACUCAAGAUUGAGAUUUAUAACCCCUUGUACAUUAUCUCACACCUUUCCUUACAAUUAUUUUUUAUUGCUUUGCCCUGUCUUUUAUUUCUUGCUUUGUUCAGCUGAAUUCCAAGGGCAUUCUUGGGUAUAUAUCACAUAGUGCUUAAUAGUGAGAAUGUUCGUGUUGAAGAGAACAGCAGCAGGCAGAAUGAAAAUAGCUUAUAAUGUUGCUAGUGUAUGACCAAGUCUGUUUAGUAUUUGUCCUGAAAGUAAUAGAAGUCAAACUGCAUGGACUAAGAUUAACAUCUUGACUUAAGUGGUAUUAAAUGAUGCAGAAAACAGGCAUGGUCAUUCAGCCCUGUUCUGCAGAAUCUGUUCCUUGGUGUAUUUUUUUCUGAAUUAGCUGCAGCAUUUUGUUAACAUUGUUGUAUAUUUUCAUAUAUACGGAGCAAAACUGUUACUUCAUUUUAUAUUAUUGCUUUUGUAGAGUUUCUCAUGCUGUCUUUUGCUUGUCCUCCUAUCAUUUACAUAGCAGUAAAGUUGUUCUUUUUCACAUUUUUUUCCUGUAUUUGUGUCGUCAGUAAUGCAGAUGAUUGUUAGGAAUUGCAUAUAUUCCAAUUAAUUUGUUGUUUGUCAUUUGCUGACCUGUCCUGUAGGCUGUGUGCUCUUUGGACGGGAUUUAUUGGUACUCUGGUGUGAAGAUGAAAGCCUAAUUUUGUUAGUUACUGCGUAACUAUUACCAACAUGGCAUGUAAUGAUAAUUACAGUAAUGGUAACAAAAACCACAAUAAUAAUAAUUAAAUAGGAAAGAAAGAAAAAGACAUAGUUCCAGAUUCUGAGUGGGUAUCAGUCAGCUGAUUUCCAUCUCAGCCUCUGAUCUGCAGCAUUUUAAUAGUUUUGUUCAUGGAAAUCAAUUUGCUAGGGUUAUAGCACUUUACAUGAGUAUAUUCUGCACAUAUUCAGAAUACUUCUGAUGCACUGUGAUGAUAAUGCUAUAAAGCUAAUUUUGUUACGAUGUGGGUCUGUUAUUUUAUAUUGCAUUGCUUUAUACAUGUAACGAAUAAACUUGUAAUGUAUUAAA
Messenger RNA from Numida meleagris (helmeted guineafowl), 4902 nucleotides. RefSeq names its product transmembrane protein 71 (gene TMEM71). The transcript is spliced from 11 exons. NCBI's taxonomy places the organism in Eukaryota, Metazoa, Chordata, Aves, Galliformes, Numididae. The record is from RefSeq and is a predicted model, not a curated record. The coding region runs from base 430 to 1284 and encodes 284 amino acids.